AAUAAAACGACACCUCAUUUGAUUUGUUAUCUUCAUUCAAUCUGAAUUCUAGCCUCUGUAUUUUAAAUGGUUCAUCGCUUCGACAUGUUUUCCGGGCAUAUGUGUCCGGCUGGGAAUAUAACUUUCAUUUGUACGUACAUUGUGCGUGGUUAAGUUUACCGAUGAAAGUUUAGUGGUCCACCAUUAUGAGUAGAUAUUUGUUUCUGUCUUGGUAUGUAACCCUUUGUAGUUUUGGUGUCUUACGAUCGCAGUCACUUUUUGACGAAUAUGAUUUCCGAUGUGAGGAAAGGCGAGACCAAAAGAUUGCUGCAAAACUGCAGUUAUACGAAGACAAGAUAAAAGCUCUGGAAAACCAGAUCAAAAGUAUUGAUCUAAAAAACCAAAAGGAUGCAGAGAAAAUAAAUGACAGAAUUUUCAAAUUAGAAGAAACGUUCCAAAAUUUCACAAACAAAAAUGGUUCGUCUACAAAGCCAGCACAGUUAAUGGGCCGGGAAUUUUACAUGGUAUUUCCUCCACUGUUCUUUGAUGGGGGCGACAGUUACUGUGUAUUGUACAUCGUGUCAGUCACCACGGGUACCUGUACUGUAGCACUGCCACUACUGACCAAAAGAUACAACCUAGACCUAAAGCCAGGACAGAAUACCCUGUUCCUACAAGCUUCAUACAUGGCCUUAGAGAAUCAAAUGGAAGGAAAGGGCGUCCAUAUUGAAUGUAGCACCAGCGUUAACGUUUACGCGGCCAAGCACGACAAAUUCACCACCACGGCAUUUCUAGUUUUGCCCAUUCACUCCAGAUUUCAUUACAAAUAUAGAUAUAUUCCUUCCAUUGAACCAAAGUCGGUGGCUCCGCAAUAUUAUCAUCUUUAUAAUAGUACUCUGUCCAUAGUAUCAAGUGGCGAUAAUAACGUUGUUACGGUUAAUCUGAACUUAACGGAGAGUGAUUCGAUCACUAUUGAUAAUCAGACAUACUGGUACAACGAAAGCAUUCGACUUUUGAUAAAUAAAUAUGAAUCAAUUGUGAUAUCUCAUGGAAUGGACUUAACCGGAAGUUCGGUUUCUUCCAUUGAUCCCAUAUUCCUUGCCACUGGUAACAACUGUGGACGGCUGCACGACGACAAUGCGUGCAGCGGAAUGUAUUCUGUGAUUCCAUUGGAUGACUCGAAUGACUCAAAAAAUUACGAGAAAGAACAUCUGUAUGUUGCACCUUUCUUCUAUCCAUUUUUAAGAGGAUAUAGAAUUAGGAUAAUGUCGAAGAGUUUAGAUUAUCGUUUGCAAUAUACUGUAGGGAGUGAAAAUAAAACGGAAGUCUUAUUUGUUCAAAGUAACUUUGUAGAUAUUGAUGUGGAAUCGAAUGACCCCGUCUUUAUCCGUGCAAGUAGAUUUGUGUCUGUGAUGGUUAUAACACCUGGAAAAAAUAACACUGAUGGAGUAGGUACAGCGUUCAUGCUGCAUGUUCCAGAACAACAGAAUCUUCUUUCAGAAUACCAUUUUGUGGUACCAGAUCUAAAUACAACGAGUUAUAUAACAAUCGUAUGCAGAAAUGUGUCGCAAUUAAGACUUGACAAUGGCGUCAUUAAUGGAGAAAGUAGAACUACGUAUGGCGUCAACUCUGAGCCAUAUGAAGUGGUGGCUCUACCAAUACCACCAGGGUACCACACGGCAACAAACAUCCAGGACGAGACUUUCUCCUUGUAUGUGUACGGGAAACAGAAGCCAAAUCUUGGCUAUGGAUUUGUUGCAGGGUUCAAAAUACAAGAAUAAUUUUGAUCUGCAUGAUUUGAUAAACCUUUAUAGAUUGUUUUACUUUUUAUUCAUGUGAUUUAAUUUGUCCAUAAAAACCUGAUUUUUUGCAUACGAUGCGAGAUUGUGUAGUGCUAUAAUAAUCAAAAUGCCUGUGAUCACUUGUAUUCUAGUUUUGAUAUUGUUCAAUUUACUAUGUGAAAUUUUUGAAAAUAAAUAUGUGCCAAAUAAACCUUUAA
Molecule: messenger RNA, 1978 nt
Organism: Magallana angulata
Lineage: Eukaryota; Metazoa; Mollusca; Bivalvia; Ostreida; Ostreidae
Exons: 3
Coding region: 186-1760 (524 amino acids)
Source: RefSeq, a predicted model, not a curated record